UAUUUAGUAUAGAGAACCUUGUGUUGCGUAUACCCGAAAUACCAAAUGUCAAUUUAAUAAUUCCAUGAAUGUUUUACGAACAAAAUUCUAAAAUAACAUUGAACAAACUUCUCAUAUCGUCCUCGACACCAAAAGACGAUGUCGCGGUUACGUGUCGAUGAAGAAACCAUAGUGCAAAUCUAUCCCGAAAAGGACCAGCAUAAAUGCGGAUACUGCAAAAGUGAAAAUGGAAGCACAACUUACGGCAUGUCAGCACUUAACAUGACUGUGGUUGACUAUCAGGACUUAAUUGACAGAGGUUGGAGACGUUCGGGCAAGUACUGCUAUAAGCCUGUGAUGCAUGAAACCUGUUGUCCACAAUAUACAAUAAGGUGUGAUGCUUUAAAUUUAAUUAUGAGCAAAUCCCAAAAAAAAGUGAUUAAAAAGUUUAAUAAGUAUUUGACUGAUGGAGCUUUACCAGUCACAAAUUCAAAAGAUGAGAGUGAAGGUGUAAAUGAAGAUGUUGUAAAAGAUGUGGAGAUGAAUGGGAUUUUCACUAACAAAGUUGUUAAUGAGAAGCCUUUUGAAAUCCCUGAUGUGCAAACUGAAGUUGCGUCGACAUCGAAAAAGAGCGCUAAUAAAAUUAUAGCCUCCACCAAAGUGGAAAAACCGAAACCGAUAAAGAAAGGUCUGGGGGCGGAUUCUACGCGACCGCCCUGCAAAAAAGCAAAGUUGCUGCGAUUAGAGCGUAAAAAAGAGAAACUUCUUAGCCACGGAAUGAGUUUAGAAAAACUCUGUGCAAACGACGAACAAAAGAGUCUUGAGCAAUUCAUUGAGGAUGUUCCUAAGGAUGUUUUACACAAACUAAUUAUUAAAUUGGUUCAGCCGAAUAAACGGAAAAACGACGACGAUUGGACUAAAACUCAAAAGAUUGAAGAGGAUUUGUAUACGAAGUACCAGACAAUCGUCCAUAACGAUCCCGCAGAAAAAGCAAGGAGAAGCUUCGUCCGCUUCUUAGUUGAUUCACCUCUAAAUCCCGAACCAUUUCCGGAUAAUAAAAAAGGUCCGGGUUACGGAUCUUUUCAUCAACAGUACUGGAUAGAUGACAAACUGAUCGCUGUUGGUGUCAUCGAUAUUUUACCUAAAUGUGUUAGUUCUGUAUAUUUCUUCUAUGAUCCGGAUUUUAGGGGACUCACUCUUGGAACAUACGGAUCCCUUCGGGAACUGUACUUUACAAGAUCAUUAAGUAAAACAGUACCGGAAAUAAAUCAAUAUUAUAUGGGUUAUUAUAUUCAUACCUGCCCAAAAAUGCUUUACAAGGGCAAAUUAUCGCCAUCCUAUCUUUUAUGUCCUGAAACUUAUAAAUGGUCACCACUAGAAACCUGCAUACCGAAAUUGGACGUCAACAAAUACUCCAGACUGAACGACGAUACUAAUGACACAGAUUCAGACUGUUGUAGAGAUGAAGAUAUAAAUAAAUCUAUUAUUUGGAUUUUGCAUAAACAUAUGCUUACUUAUUUUGAGUUAGCCAAGGAAUAUGGAGAUGAAUAUGCCAACUUUAUCAAGUUAUUUGGUAGAAAAUGUUGCAGGAGAAUUAUUGUUCUCCAAGAUUGAUUUUAUCUGCUUAUUUAUUUGUACAUUACAUACAAUAUAUACAUUAUAAAUUA
Aethina tumida (small hive beetle) is the source of this 1646-nucleotide messenger RNA. Its product is annotated as arginyl-tRNA--protein transferase 1. Gene Ontology annotation, cellular component: cytoplasm. The transcript has 7 exons. Lineage: Eukaryota; Metazoa; Arthropoda; Insecta; Coleoptera; Nitidulidae. The record is from RefSeq and is a predicted model, not a curated record. Gene Ontology annotation, molecular function: arginyl-tRNA--protein transferase activity. Gene Ontology annotation, biological process: protein arginylation. The coding region runs from base 139 to 1593 and encodes 484 amino acids.